Molecule: messenger RNA, 1170 nt
Organism: Lampris incognitus (smalleye Pacific opah)
Lineage: Eukaryota; Metazoa; Chordata; Actinopteri; Lampriformes; Lampridae
Gene: lhx4
Product: LIM homeobox 4
Exons: 6
Coding region: 1-1170 (389 amino acids)
Biological process (GO): regulation of transcription by RNA polymerase II; neuron differentiation
Cellular component (GO): nucleus
Molecular function (GO): DNA-binding transcription factor activity, RNA polymerase II-specific; RNA polymerase II transcription regulatory region sequence-specific DNA binding
Source: RefSeq, a predicted model, not a curated record
AUGAUGCAAAGUGCGGCGGUCCUGCCGACAGAGAGUCCCGUAAAGGGUUUACCGGAGAUUCUCGGAGUGCCGAUGCAACAGAUCCCCCAGUGUGCCGGCUGUAGUCAACACAUCCUGGACAAGUUCAUCCUCAAGGUGCUGGACAGACACUGGCACUCCAAGUGCCUCAAGUGCGCCGACUGUCACACUCCGCUGGCAGACAAGUGCUUCUCACGGGCCGGGAGCGUCUACUGCAAGGAGGACUUCUUCAAGCGUUUUGGGACAAAAUGUGCAUCCUGCCAACAGGGGAUCCCUCCGACACAGGUGGUGCGCAAGGCGCAGGACUUUGUGUAUCACCUGCACUGCUUUGCCUGUGUCAUGUGCAGCCGACAGCUGGCCACUGGGGACGAGUUUUACCUCAUGGAGGAUGGGAGGCUGGUCUGCAAGGAGGAUUACGAGACAGCCAAACAAAAUGAUGAUUCAGAGUCAGGAGCCAAGCGACCAAGGACCACUAUUACUGCCAAACAGCUGGAGACUCUCAAGAGCGCCUACAAGAACUCCCCCAAGCCGGCACGCCACGUCAGAGAACAACUGUCCUCCGAGACGGGGCUUGACAUGAGAGUAGUACAGGUGUGGUUCCAGAAUCGACGGGCGAAAGAGAAGCGUCUGAAAAAGGAUGCAGGUCGGCAUCGCUGGGGUCAGUUCUACAAGAGUGUCAAACGAAACCGAGGGGGAACCAAGGUGGAGAAGGAAAGCUCGGCUGACGACGCGGGACUCAGUGACAGUGAGCUCAGCUUCAGAGAGGACCAGAUCCUGUCAGACCUGGGCCAUGCCAAUGGGCUGUAUGGGAGUGUUGGAGAUGUUGCCAAUGGCGGGGCACUAAAUGGCGGUUUCUCUCUUGAUGCGGCAGGGCAGCCCUAUCAUGACAUCCGGGCAGGAAGUCCUUAUGGUCUUCCCCAGUCGCCAUCCUCCAUUGCCUCCCUGCCCAGCCACACCCCUCUCCUCAACAAUCUGGGUUUCAACAUGGACAGUCUCGUGGCCCAAGGGGGGCCUGGUGGGGUAGGACAGGCCCUGAGGGCCAUGGCGGGUGGCCCCACCUCAGACCUCUCCACAGGCAGCAGUACAGGAUACCCUGACUUCCCCACCAGCCCCGCCUCCUGGUUAGAUGAAAUGGACCAUUCCCAGUUCUGA